GAGAUACGAGGCACAUUCCUCGUAGGUUUCGUUCCGAGCGGCCAGGAUAGAACAAAGAAAGCGCUGACAGUAUAAAAAGUGUUCCGUAGAUCCCGCCAGGGAUCCAGUUUACUAUCUGCUUCAAGAUUUGCGAUACUUGUCUCGUUCGCUCGCCGUCGUGAAGUGCGUGAGAAGAGGUAUCUCGGUCAGACAACGAACAUACCGGAAUUUGUGCUUUUUUGAGGAAUUUUACCAGUGAGCGAUCAACGAAAAUCGAAAUGGCUUCAAUACUGCCAGCAGCGAUUUCCGGUGGCGAUAGCGACCGUGUGCUCAAGUCCAUGGACGCCAACCGGUAUGCAACGAAGAAGACGAUCGCCCAGGGUAUGCUGGAUAUUGCUCUGCUGACAGCCAACGCUUCGCAGCUCAAGUAUAUCCUGCAGGUCGGCGAGAAGCACGAGUUCUACACCCUGAUGCUCACCCUGAUCAGUAUCUCCAUUAUCCUACAGAUCGCCCAGGGUGUGGCCUGCAUUGUGCUGGCUAAUUUCGACAUCAACAAAGAGCAGAACCACCGACUGGCCAACCUGGUCCAGAACUUAUCGCUCGGGUUGAACCUGUCGACCGUGGUAGUUAACAUCAUGAUCAACGGGCUCGAGGUGAAACAGAUGAGCGAUCAUGGAGCGGGGCUGUCUGGCGGGUUGAGUGUGAAGGAUGAAUAAGGAUGGAAGGUGAUGAGAGUGAAGCUGGUGGUGGUCGGAUCCGAAAUAUUAAUCUGACAUGGCUUUCGAAAAGCUUUAUUUUUCUGUUGCUUUUGCUGCACACAAUCGGUUGAUCUCAGUUGAAACAAAAUAGAGAACAGUGGAACCAAAUAUUAUUAAUUGUUUUAAGGCUUGACGUAAAUACACAUUUCUAAACUUUCGUUUAAAAAUAUAAUGUUUUGAAUGAAAAAAUUUACUAAAUUUAAACAAUUUACUUUCAAAUAUUGUAAAAACGUUUUUUGCUCAAAUAUUUUAAAGUUAUCAAAACUGAAUAGAAAUAUUAAUAAAAUAAAUAAAAUAUGUAUAUACA
Molecule: messenger RNA, 1044 nt
Organism: Armigeres subalbatus
Lineage: Eukaryota; Metazoa; Arthropoda; Insecta; Diptera; Culicidae
Product: ninjurin-2
Exons: 3
Coding region: 258-695 (145 amino acids)
Biological process (GO): cell adhesion; tissue regeneration
Cellular component (GO): membrane
Source: RefSeq, a predicted model, not a curated record